Messenger RNA from Boleophthalmus pectinirostris (great blue-spotted mudskipper), 6331 nucleotides. RefSeq names its product transcription factor 15 (gene tcf15). The record is from RefSeq and is a predicted model, not a curated record. The coding region runs from base 5594 to 6118 and encodes 174 amino acids. The transcript has 2 exons. Gene Ontology annotation, biological process: developmental process; regulation of transcription by RNA polymerase II. Gene Ontology annotation, molecular function: DNA-binding transcription factor activity, RNA polymerase II-specific; protein dimerization activity; RNA polymerase II transcription regulatory region sequence-specific DNA binding. Lineage: Eukaryota; Metazoa; Chordata; Actinopteri; Gobiiformes; Gobiidae.
ACCAUUAAUCACAUUUUUUAUAAAAACAAAUACAUAUAAACAGAAGUUGUGUUUUGUUUUAUUCACACAUAUUUAACACACAAAUCCUGCAUAUUUAGGUUGAGUUAUUCUCUCAAACAGAAAACACUCCACCACCUUGUGAUGUCUUGUCAGGAAGUGCUCUACUGUGUUUUUAAAGUCCAUACAUCUUCACUAGGAUCAUUUAAAUAAUUUCCAUCAUCAAUUUCAUAGUAUCACAAGCUAAAACAGAGCUUUUUGAGUUUGGGAUCUGUAGACAAACUAAUAAAGGAUCACUCAAACACGUGUGAAUGAAACAAAACACAACUCCAGGUAUGUUUUUGAGGAGGUAACACCAUUCUAACAUGGCUUAAAACUCACCCGUCAGUUUUGUUUAAUAUACAGCCUUUAAUUGUUGCCAUUACAAAAACAACAUUUAUUCUUCCAAAAUGUUAACUCUUCUCUCUGCACCACAUACACUUUAUGCUAUCCCAAUCUGUAAAUGCUUUGAUCAUGAUUCAAUUAUAAUUAGAUAAGACCUUACAAUUCAACGUGUAAAUAACUAAUAUUUUGUGGAUUUUGUUGAGGCUAGCUUUGAAAGACCAUUUGUACUCCUGAAAUCAUGAAUCAUUGAGCAAGAUGAGAGGAAGGAACUGUACAUUAGCCAAAUUAAGCACAAGUUAAAUAAAUAGAGCAAGAUAAUGGGUUUUGUCAUUAAUAUAAAUCAUCAAAGUGAACUUUUUGUCAGAAUUGGGUGAAGACAAAACUAGGACUGUUGUUGAAGUUGUAACCACAUCUACUUUGUAAAGCUUUUUAGAUUUUUUUUUUUUUCCACUCCUAAAUAUUGCACAUAGCAUUUAUGCACUAACUAUAAAUAUCCCAAAGUAAUUCAUUGCAACAAAGCAUCACAAUAUAUUUUAUAAAUUUUUUUUAGGUUAGGUUUUUUAGGCAUGUAGGGAACUAUAAUAUUAUGUGGUUUUCCUUAAAAUUACUGUAUGCAGAUUUUGAUUUUAAAUUCCAUAAACAUGACCUAACUGUGUCCCCAAAUACCAUGCAGACAUGUUCCAAUCAAAUGUCGCUUUUACUGCUAACAAUUGUAAUGCUGAUUUGUUCUUGAUUACAAAAGCAUUGGACUCGAUGGUCAUGUGAUUUGUGUUAUAAUUUGGUGUUUUGGUUCUCAAGACAAGUAUCCAAUCAGAAUUCAGAAUGAGCCUUAUAUGAGUAUUUCAUUUGGGUUGCCAGUUUCAAUCCUGAAAUCCAGUUGGUUUAAACCUAAACCAUGUGAUAGUGAGAAUGAGGGAAACUGUAUAUGUCUUCUCUAUGCAAGUUAAGGCAUUGGUAACCAAAGUCAGUUGAGAGUACCUUCUUUAAAACUGUAAGAGCACAGGCUACAUACAGUUCCUCUAAUUGAUGCUAACCUUGAGGGACCAGCCCUGCUCCUGAAAUCACUGGACAACAAUAUGAGAGGAAGGAACUGUACAUUAACCGAAUCAAGUAUAGGGGCACUUCACAGGACAUUUCAUCUCAGAUCCAGGCUCUUUCCUCCAUCACCAGCGUCACAAAAACAUGCUCCCGACUGCCCACCGCUCUCCCUCUGCGACCAUCGAGGAAACACGAACGGGCCCAGGGCGGUCCAGACCCAUCGGCCCAAACCAGCUCUAAAAUUCUGCUCUGAAUCGUCGCGUGUGAGAAGAUUUCCUGUGGCUCUCCCUCUGUCUGGAAGUAACCAUAUCCUCAAAGGGCUUUCGACACGCAACACUGCAAAAACGAUGGAAAGAAAGAUGAAGAAAAGAUGAAAAAACCCGCACCUGUUGCCACACGGAGCCCCCGUCCCUGGGUGGUGUAUUUGGGUUUGACUUUGGGGGAUUAAAGUCGAUUCCAGGGAGCGAAGGGUUAAGAAGAGGAAGUGUUUGUGGUGGCUUUAACAAAUGGUCUGGGGCCUCCGUGUCAUUCGUCAUUUGGAGUUUUACAUGGAUUUCCCAGUAGCAGCUGUGACACUUUGAUUGGAACAGUAAAUAAAAAGAAACAUUAUAUUACAUUAUAAAAUGUGACGUUUUGUACAGCGAAUAUUUCUCACAUAAUCCAUAUAUUUCUCUGGCCAUAAUGAAUGAAUGUUGAUGUUAUAAUAGGCUCCAACAUCAAAUAAUAUUAUUUUACAUUAUCACAUUAUAAAGUUUUUCUGUGUUACAUUUUGUAAAGUGGCUGUUAUCCAGUAAUUAUGGUUCAUUAAUUCCCACAUAAUCCAUCUAUUUCUUUGACCAUAAUGAAUGAAUAUUGCUUUAAAUAAAAUAGUACCAUUACAAUUUUUACAUCUAACAUUUUUAUGGCAAUUGUUAUCCAGUAAUUGUGGUUUCAUGAUUUCUGACUUUAUCCAUAUAUCUUUUUUCACCAUAUUGAAUACAUUGUGAUUUAAUAAUAAUAAUAUAUUUUAAGAGUUUCAAGACACUCAAAGUAGUCACACAGAUGAAAAUGCACAUGCCAUUCAGUCUACCAAUAUACCAAAUAUUUGCUCUAUUUCCAAACAUUUUUCCUCAGCUCAAUGCCAUCUGCUACUUUUACUCCCUAUUGAUGAGAAUCUGAAUUUACUAUUACUGAAUAUAUUAUUAUUAUUAUUUUUCAUUAAUUAGCAUAAAUAUGUUUUUUAACUGCUCACUUUCAAGUGAUUACAAUAUUUCUGGGACAGUGGACAAUGACAGUGUGUGUUUUCAUAAAUACAGUGUACGGCAGGAUAACGGGCCUAGACAAAAAUGAUAAGGUUCCGGAUUGUACAUUUUUAUUCUGCAAUUCUCCAUAGAACCUCUUAACCCUGUUGCUGAGAUUCCUAUACUAUAACCUUACAAAAAUAAUAAUAAUAAAUACACACAAAAAUCAUUGUAAAUAUAACAUAAAACAUUAAUAAAUUAAGCUAUAAAUUUAAAAUGUGUAUUGAGAACCAAAUUAUAGUUUUCAUUUUAUUUCAAAUUCAAAACAUUUAAGCAAUUCAGCAAACAAUUCAACCAAUAGCAGACUCUUUUGUAGUAGAAAUCCUUAUAUUGUGAAAUGCCAAUUAGUUAAGCCCUCAGAUUGAUCUUUGGACUAACUACCCGUUACAAAACAGGACUCCCUCGGUCUCUGUUCCCAAAUUGAGGUUGAAAAAUGAUCUCUGGUUAGUGAGCGGGGCCAUUUGUUCCACUGUGAGCAGCAUUACAGCCCCAUGCUUCAGCAGGAGGGAGCUUUAGGUGUUUGGGUCGCGUUGGGCUUCUCACGGCUCCAUCCGGAAUUCCUCCAGACUCGAAGUGGCUGCCGGCGUGUAAUGUGUGCCAGAUUUGCAAUGCUGUAUCCACCCCCUGACCCCAACUAUGCUCCCAGCCACGGACAGUCAACCCUCCUCGAUAUAGCAGUUUCAUUUGUGCAUGGGUGACAAUGCUCUUUGACGCACGAUAUAUUUGCUUUAUUUUUUAUUCUUCAGGCUUAAAAUGCAAGUGUGUCCCAAUUUUAUUUUAUUUUUUAUGAAAUGUUGAAAGUUGUCCAGCUGUAGGACUAUUUACAUAUUACAUAGUCAAAUAAUAUAUGGGCUAAAGUAAAGUUAAAAAUUGAGACCAUUGUUAAAGCAGUUAACAGUUCAAAACUAAAAUAUUGCAUCUUUUGAAUGGCCAAAACUCCCCAAAAGGGUGUCCAAAACAGGAAAAUGUCAUGUGAAUGAAAACAAUAAUUACAUGAAACAUUUUUGGAUCAGUGGCUGCAGUUAUAUGUGCAAAAACUAAAUAAUAUCAGUUUUUUGGAAUUAUAAGAUUACUUUAAGCAAAAUAUUUGAAUUUAAAGCAAAAUAAUCACAUCUCUUUUUGAGCACGGCCCCUCUGAUCACUCAUUUCAGACUUUGCAUUUUACUUGUCAUUUAAGUCAUCUAAAAGGUCCAGAAAUCAGAUUAUAAUCAGAUUUUGGUGUGCAUGUGAACAAGGCAGUGGCAGUGUCCAUGGCCUAUAUUACAACAUUGUAAUAUGUCAUCUGAGACCCAUAGCCCCAACACAUGUUUUUAAUUGGCUUAUACUAUAAAUCAAGUUCAUGUUGUCAAAACUUGUCAGCUCAAUAUGAUUUACAUGUCACCUGCUACCGGUCAGAUUUUUGUUUCACUGUUUAUUGAAUACACAAAAACAGCAAUUAUAAUAACGUUAACAGCAUGUUUAGAAGGGUGGCAUGGGCCAGUAAGACAACAAAUAUAUCAUGAGUUUUUCCCCCUCAUACUGAUUGUUACAAUUUUUUAUUCAGUUGUAUUUUAUCUUAUUAAAAACAAAUAAAGUAGAUUUUUAGAGCCAACAUUUAUUUCUUGCACAUAAACAAAAGCUGAGAAAUAAAAAAAUAAUAAUAAAAUCACCCAAACCUCUAAAAGUCUGAACUCUGCUCAAAGCCACAUGCUUUUCAAAAUAACUGAAUCUCAAUUAAGAAUUGAUUAACAGCACAACUCUACACAAUACACAUUCAGUUAUAUGGGCUAGUAGGUCUGUUAGGGUUAGGGUUAUACCAUACAGUUUAAAAAAUUCAAUGUUAUAAAUGUAAAAUAAUAUUCAUUGUAAAAACCAAAUAGAUGCUCCAACCUUGCAUAUUUUGCCAAUAGUGUUAAGUUUCAGUAUACUCCAACUAGGCUAUGUACUGUAAAUCCAGAAUAAAAUGUUGCUUGAUGAUUGAAGCUUGCAGUGUUUGAAAUGUGGUGUGUUUGGAAUAGUUUGUGUGACGUGUGUGUUGUUGCAGCUGAAUGCAGUGACUGGAGCAGCAUUUCAGACGGGACACCUACAAAUGUGCCACCUCUUUGUUGUUUUAAACUCAGGCCAACAAACACACAGAUCCUUGUCAUUCCAGAGGUCAUCUGUUGAGCAUUCAGCCCCACAAAACUUUCACCUCCACACACCACUUGCUUUUGUUAAAGGGAGGUAUAGGCUCGUAAAGUGAGCUUUGGACUACUUCAGAUGGGACUACUUAUGUCUGCAAUUUUAUAUAUACAUUGCAAUAGGGCAAUAUGAAAAGAUAAGGGCCUCAAUGAAGUUUCCCCUUUCUGUCUUAAUCCUCUGCUGUGCCAUGUGUUCCAGAUAAAAACAUGUUUAAUGGGAUUGAAAUAACACACAACAAAACAUACAGCAUGGCCCUAAUUUGUUUUUUUGCCCUACAACAUUUAACAUGACUUCCCGAGGAUAUUCAAAUCACUGAAGUUCUUGGUAAAUUUCCUUAUCAUUUCCAAUGGAAAUGUGUGAGUUCUUCAGAGAAACAGGAUUUACAUUUGAGGACUAGACGUCUAUAACCUUCACUAAUAUACUUCUGUCAACCUGCAAUGAGCCUUAUAUGCAAAUCAGGAAACUUCACUUCAGCAGGCACUUUCAAAUACAUAUCUGAGCACAUUUUGCUGCAGCUUGAGCUUGUGAGGGCUCCUCCCCCGCGGUUAUAAGAGUCCAGCUGACCGGUACUGACCAUUCCUCCGGAGUUCUCCCCACUCGGACUCCUCUGCACCUGGGGAGGUUUGAAGAGGGUGUUUUUGUGAUUGUACAGUUCCGCACUGAUGGAGGUUUAGCAUCAAGACUCUCUUCGUGGGACUUGAAACUUGGACUAAAGGCUGCUGUGAACUGUUACCAUGGCGUUCGCCAUUAUGCGUCCAGUGGCCACGCACUUGAUCUACUCAGACUUCACCAUGACCUCAGAGGACGAGGACAAGUGCAGCGAAAGCGACGGCAGCUCUGAGCAGAGUUUCUGUGGGUUGGAGAAGCGCCGGAGGACCGGCCGUAAACAGGACGGAGACUCUGCGGUCAUCAAACAGCGAAGCGCGGCCAACGCCAGAGAGCGCGGCCGGACCCAGAGCGUAAACACGGCCUUCACGGCUCUGCGGACUCUCAUCCCCACAGAGCCCGUGGACAGAAAACUCUCCAAAAUCGAAACGCUGCGGCUUGCGUCCAGUUACAUCUCACAUCUGGCCAACGUGCUGCUGCGUGGAGACGGCGGCGCCGACGCACAGCCGUGCCUCGGAGCGCACGAGGGAGGAAACGGACCCAAGCCUCGGACCAUCUGCACUUUCUGCCUCAGUAACCAGAGGAAAGGGAUAAAGGACGGGAAAGACUGUUUAAAAAUGCGUGGACUGGCCCCAUUGCGCGCGAGACGCUAAAAUCAUGGACAUGAACAACUGUAACUCCUCAGUCUCUCAGGGAAGUCAAAGCUGGUCUUACACAACACUAGCGCUCGUGGACACAUGCUGGAUACACUAUGGACACAAACUGAUAUUUAUACUUGACUGAAAAGUAGAUCAAAAUGCAGUGCAUUUGCUUGAGUUUUGUCUUUUUGAAAAAGUUUAAAAUAAAGAUUUAUUUUAUCAAAAUAA